AUGACGUUACGGAUGAUAUCCAUCAAGAUGAUAACUCUGUCACUUACAAAGUCAACAAUAGCACUAACAACGAGAACAACAAGAGCAGGAGGAACGCUCGUUCCCGCGUUGCUUAGACUGCGCCGGUUCAACGCCACUGCAACACGAGGUCCAUCCGAGCCGCGGACUCUCAAGCCUUCAGCAUUUGCAUUUCCUUCGGAACAGCGCCCCGAGAAGAAGAAUGAUACCCUGCUGGUGGAGCUGCCGAUGAAGACGACGGAAGCGGACGAUUUCAACGCCACGAGGCUAACGCACGGCGCAACAUCCAAAGCUAUCGCGAUAACGCCGCGGGCGUUAGCGAAAUUGAACGAGAUUCACGCUGGCAACGCGCACGAUUCAGCAUUGCAGAUCCAAGUCGAGAGCGGGGGAUGUCAUGGCUUCCAGUACAAUUUGAACUUGAUUGACUUGGACGCGUAUCUCGCUGAAGUCGACGAUCCGCACGAGGUUUACGUGUUUGAGAGAUGCGGCAGUGAUGGAGCUAAGGCACGCAUUGUUUUGGACGAGUCGAGUUUGAUGAUCUUGCAGGAUUCCAAGUUGGACUACACCAAGGAGUUAAUUGGGAGCCAGUUCAAGAUUGUCGAUAGUCCAUAUACUAGCACUGCGUGUGGUUGUGGCGCGUCGUUUGAUUUUGAUUUCGACAAGUUGGAAAAGAAGCAACAACAGCUUGAGCAAUAG
This is a messenger RNA of Lodderomyces beijingensis, 714 nucleotides long. The record is from the annotation of a GenBank genome assembly. Lineage: Eukaryota; Fungi; Ascomycota; Pichiomycetes; Serinales; Debaryomycetaceae.